Molecule: messenger RNA, 3816 nt
Organism: Fusarium coffeatum
Lineage: Eukaryota; Fungi; Ascomycota; Sordariomycetes; Hypocreales; Nectriaceae
Exons: 6
Coding region: 1-3816 (1271 amino acids)
Biological process (GO): translation
Cellular component (GO): small ribosomal subunit; ribosome
Molecular function (GO): protein binding; structural constituent of ribosome
Source: RefSeq, a predicted model, not a curated record
AUGUCGGGACAUUCUCACAACACUCACAGGAGUACGCCCAACAAGGGCCGUGGUGCGGUUCCCUUUUCAAACAGUCCCAGCGGUAAUUCCAAUAUUCCUCGUCCAGUUCUCGAACCCACACCGCCUACCGAGACUGGAUCAUCUUUCAGCGCCAGUCGUCAGAAGCAGAGCAAACGUGAUGAGGCCAUCCGAAAGAAGCUCGAAAAUGAUCUCUCCAAGAAGAAGCACCUUACAAGCCGAGCCCGCCACUCGCGAAAAGCUCCUCCCGGAACUGUCCUUGCCCUGAAGCCCAGUCAGGCGCUCCAGAUUAAGCCUGCUACCACGGUUUCCGAGGCUGCCCAGUUGAUGGCCGCAAAGCGAGAGGACUGUGUUCUGGUUACCGACGAUGACGACCGAAUUGCUGGUAUUUUCACUGCAAAGGAUCUCGCUUUCCGUGUUGUGGGAGCUGGAGCCAAGGCCUCCGCUGUCACUAUUGCCGAAAUCAUGACCAAAAACCCUCUUUGCGCUCGAACCGAUACCAGCGCUACGGAUGCUUUGGAUCUCAUGGUCCGAAAGGGUUUCCGACAUUUGCCAGUUAUGGACGAGAACCAAGAUAUUUCGGGUGUGUUGGAUAUCACCAAGUGUUUCUACGAUGCUAUGGAAAAGCUUGAGCGUGCCUACUCGUCCUCUAGAAAACUCUACGAUGCGCUUGAAGGUGUUCAGUCUGAGUUGGGUUCUACCCAGCCUCAGCAGAUCAUCCAGUACGUCGAGGCUCUGCGCAGCAAGAUGUCCGGACCUACUUUGGAAACUGUGCUCAACGGCGUUCCCCCCACUACCGUUAAUGUACGAACCUCAGUCAAGGAAGCUGCCCAGCUCAUGAAGGAGAACCAUACAACUGCUGUCCUGGUUCAGGACCAAGGUGCUAUUACGGGUAUUUUCACCAGCAAGGAUGUCGUUCUCCGAGUCAUUGCCCCUGGCCUGGACCCCGCCAACUGCAGUGUCGUCCGUGUCAUGACCCCUCACCCCGAUUUUGCGCCCAUGGAUAUGACUCUCCAGGCGGCUCUCCGCAAGAUGCACGACGGACACUACCUGAAUUUGCCUGUCAUGAAUGAUGGUGGUGAGAUUGUUGGUAUGGUCGAUGUUCUUAAGCUCACCUACGCCACACUCGACCAAAUCAAUGCCAUGUCGAACAACAACGACGAGGGCCCCGCCUGGAACAAGUUCUGGCUCUCUCUCGAUGCUGAGACCGAGUCCAUGAUGUCAGGAGAGGGCAGCCAAGCUCAGCACACCAAUCUUGGUUCUCGUCUUACAUCCCCUGAUAUGCACCGGGAUCGUAUCAACGACAGUGUUGCUCCAGGAGAUUCAGCCUCCCAUGUUGGCAUGGAGUCCCCUCCCCGCUCUAUCCUCCCCGAUGUUCUCGAGCAUCAACUCCCCGAAGAACUCCCCUUCCCCUUCAAGUUCAAGGCCCCCUCCGGUCGGGUACACCGCAUGAAGAUCACUGCUACAGAAGGCAUCGAGGCUUUCGUUGAUGCCAUUGCCUCUAAACUUGGUGCUGAGGCAGACAGCAUUGGUGGAGUGCCUGAUGUAGAGGACGGAAAGAUCGUGGGUGCUGGCUUUGCUAUGAGCUUCUUGGACGAUGAAGGAGAUUCGAUUUCUAUCACAGCUGAUCACGAUCUGCUCGAGGCUGUCAUUCUUGCCCGCCAAGCCCAUCAUGACAAGGUUGAUCUCUUUGUGCACGAUCCCGAGAAGCCUCCUGUAUCUGCAGCUGACCCCAGACAUCCUGCUACGCCCUCGGUCUCUACCGGGGCUGGCCUUCGGGAGCGCCGCAAGUGGUGGCCCGAAGAGAACGAGGAGGAUGAGGACGAUUCCGAGGAGGAGCAUCCCGUACGAAGACGUAAGAGUCGUGCGGCGCAUGCUCAUGCGCACGAAGAGCAGAUCAUUGCCGGUGUACCUAAUGAGCUGAUCCUUCCUGGCGCCAUUGUUACAUUGGCGAUCACUAUUUCGAGCAAUCUGCAAGCCGUCGCCAUGAUCCUGAGGAACGCCCCCGUGCGGCAUUGCCGCCACACAAUGGCGUCUCCCAUCUCCAGGUCCCUUCUCAGGCGAAUGUCCACCCAGGUCACCAACAAAACCGAGGGCACAUCCGAAGUGAAGGAAUGGACGACUUCGACACCCGCCACCGGUCCUCCCAAGAUUGUUUCAGCGGCAAGAAAGAAGCAGAGAAUCGUGCAGGACGGCAUCCUCUCUCUCAGGACUAACUCAGCGCAUGAACACAAGGGCUCGACAUGGACGACACCCCACAAGAACUCGAACUCUGCGGCUCCAGCGACGCCUGCUCAACAGUACAGAGAAUGGCAGCGUAUCCAGGCCAACACCCGAAGUCUCGGUUCGAAACUUGUCAAGCGAUACAUCCCUACCGAACUCGUCAACAACCCACCAGGACCCGAGGAUAUCACUCUGGAGAUGUUGAUGGCUUCGCAAACGCAUAUUGGACAUAAGACCUCGCUGUGGAACCCCGCCAACUCUCGAUAUAUCUAUGGUGUGCGAGAGGGUGUCCAUAUGAUCUCUCUUGAGACCACUGCGGCGCACCUCCGACGAGCGGCCCGCGUGGUGGAGGAGGUUGCUUACAAGGCUGGUCUGAUUCUUUUUGUCGGAAACCGCAAGGGUCAAAUGGAGAUUGUCACUCAGGCUGCCGAGAUGGCUAGUGCUUGCCACCUGUUCACCAAGUGGACUCCCGGUGCUAUCACCAACCGAGACGUUAUCCUGAAGAUGGCUGGUACAAAGGUUGUGGACCACAACGAUGUGGAGCUUCCCGGAUUUGAGAACUACAGAGGUUCGGCUCGACCUCUGAUGCCCGAUCUGGUUGUUUGCCUGAACCCUCUUGAGAACUAUACUCUUUUGUAUGAGUGUGGUCUUAAGAGCAUUCCCACCAUCGGUGUUAUUGACACCAAUGCUGACCCCUCAUGGGUGACUUAUACCAUUCCUGCCAACGACGACAGUCUACGAGCUAUGGCUGUCGUAGGUGGUGUCCUAGGCCAUGCUGGUCAACGAGGUCACCAACGACGUAUGACAGACGCUAAGAAGGACAAGGCAACAUGGCAGAACCCUCCUGAUAUUGUCCAGCACAUGACCCGUGAGAAGAAGGCGGCCAUUGCUGAGCGCAAGAACGUCAUGGGUCAGAUGCAGCACAAUCUGGAGGGUUUCAACGAGGAGGAACAGAAGCUUCUACGGGAACAGUUCUACGGAGAGCAGGCUGAAGUCUCUGAGAGCGACAUGGUCAAGAUGAUGGGAGAGACAACCUCAGAGGGCGCCAAGCCUGCCGCUGCUGAUUCAAACUCUGAAUGUAGAUUGGACAGCAUUGAAAAAGAGUUGUCCAGCCUCAAAAUUGUAGCCGAAGCCAUUGAGGCUGAGACACAUGCUGCCACCAAACCCACAGAGCCAACUCCUGCUUCACCUGAAGCACCUGUUGUCUCCGAAGUUGUCGUCGAAAGCCAGGUCGAGACUGAAGUCGAAAGCCAAAUCGAAACCCAGUCUGCCAAGUCAUCGCAUGAUUCAAGAUUGACGAGUAUCGAGGAGGAGCUAUCAGGCCUUAAGGCUGUCGCUGAGGCUAUUGAAGCUGAGACACAAUCUGCUAUCAUGCCUGCAGAGCCAAUUUCUGCCUCACCUGAACAGCCUGUUGUUUCGGAGGUAAUUGUUGAGUCUCAAGUCGAAAGUCAGAUUGAGACUCAGCCUGCCGAGACAACAUCUGAUUCAAGGUUGACAAGCAUUGAGGAGCAGUUGUCUGGACUCAAGGAUGCAGCGGAGGCUAUUGAGGCCGAUAUCAAGAGCGGCAAGCAGUAG